Castor canadensis (American beaver) is the source of this 2670-nucleotide messenger RNA. RefSeq names its product secretory carrier membrane protein 4 (gene Scamp4). Lineage: Eukaryota; Metazoa; Chordata; Mammalia; Rodentia; Castoridae. Gene Ontology annotation, biological process: protein transport. Gene Ontology annotation, cellular component: trans-Golgi network membrane; recycling endosome membrane. The record is from RefSeq and is a predicted model, not a curated record.
GGGCGGGCCGGUUGGUAGGACUUGGCGAAGUGGGUCGCACGGACGGAUGUCCCUGAGGUGGCUGCAGGCUUCAGCCCGGGCACCAGGUCAGCCAGAGCAAAAAUGUCAGGGAAGGAGAACAACUUCCCGCCCCUGCCCAAAUUCAUCCCGCUGAAGCCCUGCUUCUAUCAGGACUUUUCCGACGAGAUCCCCAUUGAGCACCAGGUGCUGGUGAAGAGGAUCUACCGACUGUGGAUGUUUUACUGUGCCACCCUUGGGGUCAACCUCAUCGCCUGCCUGGUCUGGUGGAUUGCUGGUGGUUUGGGAGCCAACUUCGGCCUGGCCUUCGUCUGGCUGCUGCUCUUCACCCCUUGUGGCUAUGUGUGCUGGUUCCGACCUGCCUACAAGGCCUUCCGAGCUGACAGUUCCUUUAACUUCAUGGUGUUUUUCUUCAUCUUUGGAGCCCAGUUUGUCCUGACUGUCAUCCAGGCGAUCGGCUUCUCAGGAUGGGGCGUAUGUGGCUGGCUGGCAGCAGUCAGGUACUUCCAGACCAGUGUUGGGGCUGCUGUGGUCAUGCUGAUUCCAGCUAUCAUGUUCUCCUUAUCAGCCGCCAUGAUGGCAAUUGCGAUCAUGAAGGUACACAGGAUCUACCAUGGGGCUGGUGGAAGCUUCCAGAAGGCACAGACAGAGUGGAGCACAGGUGUGUGGCGAAACCCACCAUCAAGGGAGGCUCAGUAUAACAACUUCUCAGGGAACAGCUUGCCUGAGUACCCCACUGUUCCCAACUACCCAGCCAGUGGCAGCCAGUGGCCUUAGAGGAAGCAGGUGGCACUGCCACCCAUCUACCCUCCUUCCCCACAUCCACUAACUGCUGCCGCCCUUGGACCCAUGAGCCUGAAUACUCGCCCUGCCACAGUCUGUGGACCUGUGUUCAUCUCACUCCUGCGUUGAGCCCCCUCACAAGCACUGCCAAACAGACGUUGGCCUAUUGUCCAGCAUAAGGACUCUCUUGCUCCUAAAAGUAUGCGCCCACUUGACACCCAUUGUUCAUCAGCCAUGGCCCUUGUCUCCAGGUCAUGUAGGGCCAACCCGCAGAAACCCAGGGAGAAGGCUGCAAUAGGUUGGCCACCCCAUUCCUCUAUUCAUGCAGUGGUCCUGGGCCCAGGCUCCAUGUCUCACCAUCUACCCACUUCGCAGGCACCCUUGGCCUGCCAGGAAAAGGUCUCAAGGGCCAGGUUUCAGGUCCCAUGUGGCAGCCUCAGGACUUAAGGCUGAGCCAUGUCCUCCAUGUUGUCCUUCUGAGUUCUAGCACAGCUGCAGCCGGCACCCACCUGUGUGGAUGAGGCCCCUACUCACCAGGGACCUGUGCUUCUCCCUGUCUGUCUGUCUAUCCAGCCUUCCUCCCCACACUCUUCCCCUUGAACAGGGACCCUAGAAGUCCAUUGUCCCAUGUGGUUAGGGCAGAUGGCCUUCCCCUCCUUGAAUCAGGGGCCUUGGGCAAGACUUCUGUCUGCAUUCCCUGGGGGAAGGAAAGCUGUGCCUCAGUCACCAGCCUGGAAGGUGGCCAGAACUAGAAGCCAGGACCAAGGACCUCUCCAGGUGUGCAUCUGUAGGCAGCAGGGCCUGGCUUUGAGGAGGCACCCUGCCCAGGACAGCUCUGUGCCUUAGGAAUCUAGCAACUGACACUACUUUCUUCUCCCCAUCCUUCUGACUCCUGGACAAUCUUGUCCUCAUCAGAAGAGCUGAUAUAUAUGUUGCAGGAGUGUUCACAGCACCUUUGAUUAUAUUGGGCCAAAUCCUCUUUCUUGGUGACCCUUCUGCACUGUUGGCCAAACCUUUAUGACACCUAGGCCACUUCCCUCAGCUUCUAGUUGCACCCCCUGACCCAGCCAGGGCCAAGGCCUGGCCUCCUGCGAAAACACCCAGGCACUAGGCCUAUGUUCUCCACCCCAGUAUACCCCGAGGCGCUGUGGUCGAAACUAGACUGCAAGUGCUGGCAUCAGAUGGUAUCUAGUGAGCUUCUGCCACAGAGUUGUUGCCCUGCAUCUGAGACCUGACUUCACUGCAGUAAGCUAGUUGUAGGGGAAGAGCCUUUGGGCACCAGCAGCACCCAUCCAUCUCCUGCAUAUGCAUCUUCACAUGGGGUGGGUUUUGUUAUGUGAGAAUAUUCGGGAAAUAAAUCCUCUUUCUGCAUCAGUCCAAGCAGGGAAUUGCAUUUGUGGUGCAUGAGCAUGAGUGUGUGUGUUGUAUGUCUUUCCCCAUCCCCAGGUCUGUCCCAUCCAUCAAAGGAUUCCAGAGCACAUGGCCAGGAUGUACCUAGCUAGCCUGUGUCUGCUCAUCAAAGUGGCCUUGCCAUGCCCCCUUUCAUGUCCCUCAGACAACUUCCCUGAUGGGCGUUCCACCAAGGAUUCCGCCUGAAGGAUCCAGAGACUGGAUCUUCAAAUGCUUAGGGUCCAGAUAUGUACCUGACAGCCUUUCCCACACUUCAUCCAUCCAUGAAGUUUCCCUUCAUGCUUGCUUUUUAAAUUGGCUUAUUUUCUCCAUGUUCCACUGGCGCAAAGAAUCUUGUGGACAAUAGAGAAAAAGUGACUGUUACAGAGCUGGAAUAAUGCCAGUGGCUCACACCAGUAAUCCUAGCUACUCAGGAGGCAGAGAUCAGGUGGAUUGCAGUUUGAUUCCAGCCUGGGAAAA